CCCAAACCAUAGUUAGGAACGCGUCACAUAGGAACUCCCGGUGGGCGGUGCGAAUCCCCUUUCUGUUCGGUUUGUUCAAUCGUUCCGUCCACGACGAAAGGCGGCGCCGCAAAAGCCGUGCGUCUGUUUGGUGCGGUCCGGUCCGGUCUGUAAUCCGCGCUGCCGUCCGGUCCGGUCUGUAAUCCGCGGCGAUAAAACCCAAUCCCCCGCCGCCCCAGUAUCAAUCGCGGCAGCAUGGAGUCGGGAGGCAGAUCAGAAGCAAAGCCAGACGAGGAAGGGCCGGGUCCGGCGGGAAGCAGCGGCGGCGGCAGCAAGGUGUACCACGAGAGGCAGAGGAUGCAGUUCUGCCUCCUCCACGCCCUCAACAACCUUAUGCAGGAAAAAGAAUCUUUCACCCGAGCUGAGCUGGAUGGUAUUGCUGAAAAUCUUGUUCUUAAUGGUCCAAACAAGGACAAAUGGACUCCUCUAUCAUUCAUAUGGAAGCCCCACCACAAUGCGUUAACCGGGAACUAUGAUGUAAAUGUUCUUAUCGCGGCGGUAGAAUCUAGAAAGAAGAAGGUGGUUUGGCAUGAUCAUCGGAAGGGGGCAUCUUCGAUAGAUCUGGAUGCUGAAGCGCUGGUGGGUCUGAUGAUCAAUGUACCCGUCAGGAGGUUUAGGGGUCUGUGGACCGGGAGGCAUUGGGUGGCAAUUCGAAGCAUUGAUGGCGUCUGGUUUAAUUUGGACAGCGAUCUUCCGUCGGCCGAGCCAUUUCAAUGCAAAGAAAGACUAAUUGCGUUCCUGGGCAGCGUUCUCAGUCAAGGCGGAGAGCUCAUGCUCGUGCUCCAAGACGAAUGAUUGCGCUGCUUAAGAUCUCGAGAGGCUACAGCGAAUGGCUUCUCCUCCGUGAUUUACCCCUUACCCAUGUUUCUGAAUUGACAAUGAGAUCCUUUGCGUCUGCAACUUUCAAUCCUUGUGAGAAUCAUGGCGCGCCUAUAGGAAUUCAGAUACAUAGAAUGAUAGAAGUUUUCCCUUUUCUGAGAUUGUGUAUGCAGAGCUUAGGAAAGGAGAAUUUGUUCUGGCAGUGUAUAUGCCUUUUUGUCUUUUUGUAACUGAAGUGUAUAUGCUUGUGGGAAAACUAUUUUGUCGAUUUGAUGUGUACAUUACAUCUUGAACCA
This is a messenger RNA of Hordeum vulgare subsp. vulgare (domesticated barley), 1154 nucleotides long. RefSeq names its product josephin-like protein. The record is from RefSeq and is a predicted model, not a curated record. The transcript has 2 exons. The coding region runs from base 235 to 834 and encodes 199 amino acids. Gene Ontology annotation, biological process: protein deubiquitination. Gene Ontology annotation, molecular function: cysteine-type deubiquitinase activity. Lineage: Eukaryota; Viridiplantae; Streptophyta; Magnoliopsida; Poales; Poaceae.